AGAAUGUGGUCGCUCCGAAGUUCAACGUGAUUCGAUCGCAAAGUGUCCAAGCUUGGAUGCAGAAGCGGGCUCCCGGUUUAAGUCGAAAACAAGCGAGUAUCCAUGAGGAAGGCUUUCUCAGGUUGCUCUGGACCACGAUCGAUUACGAUGGAAACAACUACAUCGACUGCGACGAAUUGCAGUUGAUCGUUGCUGGGAUGCGGCUGUCCUUCUACUCCGUGUUUUACUUCGGCGAAACGUCGGACUUCGUGUACAAGGACCCAAACGUUAAGAAAGAAGUGAAGAUGUUGGGGUUUAGUAGCCGCAUUCCACUGUUUCUGCGGAACAGCUCUGCAAUCGCGGGAAAAGGUGACGGGCUUGCGGCCCUAGUGAAACAAGCUGGUGGAGGAG
Amoebophrya sp. A25 is the source of this 390-nucleotide messenger RNA. The record is from the annotation of a GenBank genome assembly. Lineage: Eukaryota; Dinophyceae; Syndiniales; Amoebophryaceae.